GGGUGGGGUGGGGCAGAAGCAAUGAUUGUUACAGAACCACUGGGCCUGUCUGAGUCUCAAGUUUCUAUGGGUUGAGUGGCCAUGGAGGACAAGGAAGUAUUUUGUGCUGUUGCCUUGCUUGCUGUGUGACACAGGGGUUGCAGCUGGAGUGGUGUAGUGAAAGCAGAAUGCUCUGUCUUUGGGUUGACUUUUUGUGGGCUUGCCCAGCACAGGCAGUUUUCUUACAGCAUCUGGUUGUUUUUCCCUUGUGUGUUGCAGGUCACAUCACCCGUGCCUGGAGAGAAUCCAGUCUUUGGAGCCCAACACCAACCUCGGAGGAUCCUCUGGCUGCGUGUCUUCCUGCAGAAGAGGCCAGAGGGGAGGAAGAUGCUCCCCAAACUGUGCCUGCUUCCACUGCAGGGCCUGAGCAUCCAGCAUCAAGCACAAGGGCAGCGUCAGCACCUGCUCUGGCUGCCUCUGUACCUGAGGAAGAGGCUGAAGAGGAGGAAGGUGCCAAUGAACCUGGCCCUGCUGUCAGCCCAUGGCCGGAGCAAACAACACCAAGCUCCACCUCUUCUGUCCUGGCACCUGCACGAGCUGCAGCUGAAGGCUCGGGAGAAGGCUCCAGUGCCCAGGCUGGAAGCUCAAGCACGAGCAGCUCGUGCACCUGGAGCACGACCAGCUCAUCUGGCAGCAGAGAGCAGCAGCGAGAGAGGACAGAGGACAAGUACCUGGCCAUGCUGAAGAUGCUGGUGAGUGAGGGAGAUCCUGAGGCUAAAUACACAGAACUGGAGACUAUUGGCAAAGGGGGUUUCGGCACUGUGUGCAUGGCAGUGGAGACUGCCACAGGAGAAGAGGUGGCCAUCAAGAAAAUUAGUCUCCUGCAAGAGAGCAGCAGCGAGCUGUGCCUGAAUGAAGUCCAGGUCAUGUGUGGCACUAAGAAUGCCAACCUUGUGAACUAUGUAGACAGCUACCUGGUGGAUGAGGAACUCUGGCUGGUGAUGGAAUACAUGGACGGAGGUUCUUUACACGAUGUUAUUAGGGAGACUCACAUGGCAGAAGGAGAGAUAGCAGCUGUCUCUCGGGAGUGCCUGCAAGGCCUGGAUUUCCUGCACUCCAAGCAAGUGAUCCACCGAGAUAUCAAAAGCCACAACAUUCUCCUGGGCUUGGAUGGAUCAGUCAAGUUGGCUGAUUUUGGCCUUGCUACUCAGCUUACUGCUGAGCAGAACAAACGGAGAUCAGCUGUUGGAACGACUUACUGGAUGGCGCCAGAAAUUUUCACCAGGAAGCCCUACGGCCCCAAAGUGGACAUCUGGUCCUUUGGCAUCGUGGGGAUCGAGAUGGUGGAAGGAGCGCCUCCGUACCUGAUGAAAACCUCCCGCACGGUACGCUGCAGCUGCUCGCAGACACUGCUGUCACCCUAACAAAAUCUGCUCCCAUUCUUCUGCCUGGGAAGCUUGCCAACAACUGAAAAUGAUAGGUUCCAGGCUGCACAGUCUCUCGUGCUUCUUGGCCAGAUCAUCCCCUUGCCAUUUUUGUGCAUGAACAGGACCUAAAAAUCAGGAUGCCUUUUGCUUGGCAGAAGCUUUGCCUAAGGGAGCAGUGAGCAGUGCUGAGCUGCAUUUUAUGGAAUAAUCCUUGGAAAUAGUAGAGUUAGACCAAAGUCCUUCUUUUAAAAUGCCUGUAGAGGUGGUGUCAGUGCUCAGAGAAGCAAAGUGUGCUUUUGCUGAUGGAGCUGCUGCUAAUUCCAGCAUCCAGUGAAAUCAGGGGUCAAGGCAAGAGCCUUUGCAUACUGGACUGGCUAUGGCUGCCUCUGGCUUUGGGUUGUUUUAGUAGGGCUAGGAAAGGUAUCUGCCACCCUGUGGCAGGGAGUAAAGUGCCACUGGAGAGUGGAGCUUGUCCAGUGGGGUCUGUGUGAGCAGUUUGGGGUGCGAAGGAGACAGGUAGAGUGUGGCAUUUCCUUCUU
Messenger RNA from Passer domesticus (house sparrow), 1945 nucleotides. RefSeq names its product serine/threonine-protein kinase PAK 3-like. The transcript is spliced from 10 exons. NCBI's taxonomy places the organism in Eukaryota, Metazoa, Chordata, Aves, Passeriformes, Passeridae. Bases 168 to 1403 code for a protein of 411 amino acids. Gene Ontology annotation, cellular component: cytoplasm. Gene Ontology annotation, molecular function: protein serine/threonine kinase activity; ATP binding. The record is from RefSeq and is a predicted model, not a curated record. Gene Ontology annotation, biological process: intracellular signal transduction; regulation of MAPK cascade; protein phosphorylation.